AUGACCUUUGCGUGGAAAGCCGCUGGCCUCUCGUACAACCGCUACCUGGCAAUUGCCGGUCGCGCCGUGCGCCGCAGCCUGAAGGAGGACAAGAGACUCGUUGCUGAGCGCCGCGGCCAGCUCGACCUCCGCUUCUCAAAGUGGCAGGGUGGAAAGCAGGGCGAGCCUAAGAACGUGGCCGACGCCCAGGCCACUGCCGCUACCGAGGCCGCGUCCGCAUAA
This is a messenger RNA of Sporothrix brasiliensis 5110, 222 nucleotides long. Its product is annotated as F-type H+-transporting ATPase subunit epsilon. Bases 1 to 222 code for a protein of 73 amino acids. Gene Ontology annotation, biological process: proton motive force-driven mitochondrial ATP synthesis. Gene Ontology annotation, molecular function: proton-transporting ATP synthase activity, rotational mechanism. The transcript is spliced from 3 exons. Gene Ontology annotation, cellular component: mitochondrial inner membrane. The record is from RefSeq and is a predicted model, not a curated record. Lineage: Eukaryota; Fungi; Ascomycota; Sordariomycetes; Ophiostomatales; Ophiostomataceae.